CCCAGCCGGCCGGGCCUGCUUGCUCGCGCGUUCAUCCGUGGGCUGCAAUGGAUAUUCGAAAAUUCUUUGGGGUUAUACCAAGUGGAAAGAAACUUGUAAGUGAAACAGUAAAGAAGAAUGAGAAAACAAAGUCUGCUGAAGAAAGUUUAAAAGCAAAGAAAGGAAUAAAGGAAAUCAAGGUAAAUAAUUCUUGUACAGAAGAUGAAAUCAAGCCGAAGCAGUCAAACAAGAAAAAGAGGAUCAUCUAUGAUUCGGAUUCAGAAUCAGAGGAAACAGUACAGGUAAAAAAUGCCAAAAAGCGACCAGAAAAAUUGCCGCUGUCUUCUAAACCUGCUAAAAUCCAACAGCAGGAUCCUGUUACCUACAUUUCAGAAACAGAUGAAGAUGAUGACUUUGUGUGUAAGAAGACAGCCUCUAAAUCAAAAGAAAAUGGAGGAUCUACAAAUAGUUAUCUUGGAGCAUCAAACAUGAAAAAGAAUGAGGAAAACACUAAGACCAAGAAUAAGCCUUUGUCACCAAUAAAACUUACCCCGACAUCAGUGCUUGAUUAUUUUGGAACUGGAAGCAUCCAAAGAUCAGAUAAGAAGAUGGUGGCAAGCAGAAGAAAAGAGCCUUCACAAAAUGCAGAUGAUUCCAGAUUAAAUGAUGAAGCCAUCGCCAAGCAAUUACAACUUGAUGAAGAUGCAGAGCUGGAGAGACAACUGCAUGAAGAUGAAGAGUUUGCUAGAACGUUAGCCAUGUUGGAUGAAGAACCUAAGACCAAAAAGGCUGAAAAGGCUGCAGAAGAAAGAGAGACGUUUUCAUCUGUACAAGUCAAUUUACGUAAAGCAGAGAAACCUAAAUAUCCUCAUAAAGAACAAUUUUCAGAUGAAAGAAAGAACUUCAGCCCUAAGAAGCAAACUAAGUGUGAAGGUUUAAGAGAAUCCCAGCAACGUUCCAGGUCAUCAGCUCAUAAAACAGGAGAAACUUCUCCAAAAGCCAGUUCUAAGCUGGCACUUUUGAAAAAAAAAGAAGAGAGUUCUAAUAAAGAAACAGAGUCUAUGGCCUCAAAAAGAAAAGAAAAUGUUAUUGAGUUUAAAGAGACAAGAACUCCUAAGAAAAUCAAAAGUUCUCCAGCUAAAAAAGAGUCUGUAAGUCCUGAUGAUGCUGAAAAGAGACGCACUAAUUAUCAAGCUUACCGAAGCUACUUAAAUCGAGAAGGUCCCAAAGCUCUGGGCUCCAAAGAAAUACCAAAGGGAGCUGAAAAUUGCUUGGAAGGCCUUACGUUUGUAAUCACAGGAGUGCUGGAGUCCAUUGAACGAGAUGAGGCCAAGUCUCUAAUUGAGCGUUAUGGGGGAAAAGUGACGGGAAAUGUCAGCAAGAAAACAAACUACCUGGUCAUGGGUCGUGAUAGUGGCCAAUCCAAGAGUGACAAGGCAGCAGCCUUGGGAACAAAUAUUAUUGAUGAAGAUGGCCUGUUGAAUCUGAUUCGAACCAUGCCAGGCAAGAAGUCCAAGUAUGAAAUAGCUGCUGAAGCUGAGAUGAAGAAAGAAAAAUCCAAAUUGGAAAGAACACCCCAAAAAAAUGACCAAGGAAAAAGAAAAAGUAGUCCAACUAAGAAGGAAUCAGAAUCUAAAAAGUGCAAACUGACUCCCAAAAGGGAAAGCUCUAUAAAGUCACUAAAAAAGGAAGCAAGUGUGUCUCAGAGAGGCCUGGACUUCAAGGAGCAGGCGGCUGAGGAGGCAAAUGGUGACAGCCGGGCUAGGAAUUUGGCUGAUGACAGCAGAGAAAGCAAAGUGGAAAGUUUGCUCUGGGUGGAUAAGUAUAAGCCAACCUCGCUCAAGACCAUAAUUGGACAGCAAGGUGACCAGAGCUGUGCCAACAAACUCCUGCGCUGGCUCCAAAACUGGCACAAGAGUCCAUCCGAAGAUAAGAAACACGCAGCAAAGUUUGGUAAAUUUGCUGGCAAAGAUGAUGGGUCCAGUUUUAAAGCGGCAUUGCUCUCAGGUCCUCCUGGUGUUGGCAAAACAACCACAGCUUCUCUGGUUUGUCAGGAAUUGGGGUAUAGCUAUGUGGAACUGAAUGCAAGUGACACCCGGAGUAAGAACAGUUUGAAGGAGAUUGUUGCUGAGUCACUGAAUAAUACCAGCAUCAAAGGCUUUUAUUCAAGUGGAACAGUCCAUUCAGUAGGCACGAGGCAUGCUCUCAUCAUGGAUGAAGUAGAUGGCAUGGCUGGCAAUGAGGACAGGGGAGGAAUUCAGGAAUUAAUUGGCCUGAUAAAACAUACAAAAAUACCCAUUAUUUGUAUGUGCAAUGAUAGAAACCAUCCCAAGAUUCGCUCUUUGGUUCAUUAUUGUUUUGAUCUUCGUUUUCAAAGACCUCGGGUUGAACAGAUUAAGGGUGCUAUGAUGUCUAUUGCAUUUAAAGAGGGUCUAAAGAUCCCCCCUCCAGCUAUGAAUGAAAUAAUUUUGGGAGCUAAUCAAGAUAUCAGACAGGUUUUACACAAUCUGAAUAUGUGGUGUGCACGAAAUAAGGCACUAACCUAUGACCAGGCCAAGGCUGAUUCUCAUAGAGCCAAAAAGGAUAUCAAACUGGGCCCGUUUGAUGUUGCCCGGAAAGUGUUUGUAACUGGAGAAGAGACUGCUCAUAUGUCACUUAUGGACAAAUCAGAUCUCUUCUUCCAUGAUUAUUCAAUAGCACCCCUCUUUGUCCAGGAGAACUACAUACAUGUGAAGCCCGUAGCUGCAGGGGGUGACAUGAAAAAGCACUUGAUGCUUUUAAGCAGAGCAGCAGACAGCAUAUGUGAUGGUGACCUAGUGGGCCGUCAGAUCCGGAAUAAGCAAAACUGGAGUCUUCUGCCCACACAGGCCAUUUAUGCCAGUGUUCUUCCUGGAGAGUUAAUGAGGGGGUACAUGACCCAGUUUCCCACCUUCCCAAGUUGGUUGGGGAAAUACUCAUCUAUGGGCAAACACGAUCGUACUGUUCAGGACCUGGCUCUGCAUAUGAGUCUCAGAACUUACUCCAGCAAAAGGACAGUAAACAUGGAUUAUCUGUCACAUCUAAGGGAUGCACUUGUACAGCCCUUGGCCUCACAAGGGAUAGAAGGAGUACAGGAUGUUGUUGCUCUCAUGGACGCAUAUUAUUUGAUGAAAGAUGACUUCGAGAAUAUUAUGGAAAUUAGCAACUGGGGAGGCAGACCUAGUCCGUUUUCUAAACUGGAUCCCAAGGUGAAAGCAGCCUUCACAAGAGCUUACAAUAAAGAAGUCCACCUUACUCCGUAUUCACUCCAGGCAGUAAAGACACACAGACAUAGCACAGGCCCAUCACUGGAUUCUGAAUACAGUGAAGAGUUAAAUGAAGAUGACUCUCAAUCUGAUGAGAAAGACCAGGACACUUUGGAAACUGAUGCUAUGAUCAAGAAAAAGACAAAAUCUUCAAAGCCUUCAAAAUCAGAAAAAGAUAAGGAGUCCAGAAAAGGAAAAGGAAAAAGUUCAAAGAAAUGAAACACUUUCACUGUUGACAGCUACUUUUUGCUUACCCUGCUGACCAGUCUCAGCUGGUCUUAGAGAAUAUCUUGUUUUUCCAAAGGAACCAUGUUUUAGUGUGAUGGGAGAACCUCAUGGUCUCAUUGCAAAUAAACGGUGGUACAGCUAGGACGUUAACUGGUAGGCUG
This is a messenger RNA of Budorcas taxicolor (takin), 3652 nucleotides long. RefSeq names its product replication factor C subunit 1 (gene RFC1). Gene Ontology annotation, biological process: DNA repair; DNA replication. The coding region runs from base 48 to 3482 and encodes 1144 amino acids. Gene Ontology annotation, molecular function: DNA binding; ATP binding; DNA clamp unloader activity. The transcript has 25 exons. The record is from RefSeq and is a predicted model, not a curated record. Gene Ontology annotation, cellular component: DNA replication factor C complex; nucleus. NCBI's taxonomy places the organism in Eukaryota, Metazoa, Chordata, Mammalia, Artiodactyla, Bovidae.